CGUGAGGAGAACAACAUUUUAUAUAUAGACAAAUCAAUGCACCUUCCUCCAUUUGUCACAUAUAUAAAACUAUGUCUCAAAAUCUUAGUUUCGCCUACAAAGAUUUUAUAUAUAUAUGAUCAUUGAUCAGAAUUGCUUUGAUUUGUGAAAUGGCAUUCUGACAUAAAGUUCUUGGUUCUUUUGGUUGAUAAAAUAAAAAUGAUUUAUCAGACAAUAUUUGCCAAAAGCUUUAGUCGUUAUGAGCAGAAAAAGUUGGGAUAUGGAGCACUUGUUGGCUUCUUACUGAUCGUUUUGAGUCUUUGCACAGUGUUUAAGCCUUACUUGGGUCCUUUACAUGAUUUGAACAUGAAGCUCUCUAUUGGUGUUGACACCAAAAUGUUGAUGCUCAAUGACACUGGUGGCUCUCUCAAAAUAACCAAAGACAUUGUAACUGAAAUACUUGUUGAAGACACUGGCAAUUCUCUACAUAUGAUUGAAGAUGAAAGAAUUGUACCAAAGAACCCUGUCAAUGCCACAAGAGUCUCUCCACAAAUGGCUAAAGUUGAAAAUAAUGCAACUAAGACUCUAAUCAAUGAAACCAGCAUCUCUGCGACGAAAGCUGAAGUUGAAAAAUUGGAAACAAGAAAAGUAGAGCAAGAACAGCCACUAUGUGUUUCCGAAGCAAGGACAGAAUAUUGCAAAACCCAAGGAGAUAUCCGAGUGCAUGGAAAAUCAUCAUCUGUUUACACUGUGUCACAAAAAACAAACAGCUUCGCUGAAAACGUUUCAUGGAGUAUAAGGCCUUAUGCUCGGAAAACUGAUGCAUAUGCAAUGAGUAGUGUAAGAACAUGGUCAGUAAAGACUGUAAAAGCUAGCCAACAAGUCUCACAUUGCACCAAAAAUCACAGCAUUCCAGCAGUAAUAUUCUCAACUGCAGGAUAUACUGGAAAUCAUUUCCAUGAAUUCAGUGACAUUAUCGUUCCACUGUUUUUGACUUGUCGACAAUUUAAUGGACAAGUACAGCUUAUCAUAACCGAUAAGAAGCCUUGGUGGAUUGUUAAACACCGAGCAUUUCUUAAAAAGCUGUCCAAUUAUGAGAUUAUGGACAUCGAUGGAGACGAUGAAGUGCAUUGCUUCCCUAAGGUGAUUGUUGGCCUUAAAAGGUAUCAUAAAGAGCUAAGCAUUGACCCUGAAAAGUAUUCCUAUUCUAUCAAAGACUUCAGAGAUUUUUUGAGAAGUUCUUAUUCACUGAAAAGAGUUAAUGCAAUCAAAAUCAAAGAUAUUGGUAAUCAAAGUAAGAAGCCUAGACUCCUGAUUCUCUCAAGAAAAAGAUCAAGAUCAUUCACUAAUACAAAUCAAAUAGCAAAAAUGGCUAAAGGCUUAGGUUUUAAAGUAAUUGUUAUGGAAGCAGGGCGAAACAUGCGAAAUAUUGCAGAUGUUGUGAACUCUUGUGAUGUACUAAUGGGAGUUCAUGGUGCUGGUCUGACUAACAUACUUUUCCUUCCUGAAAAUGCAAUAUUCAUUCAAGUUGUCCCUUAUGGUGGAAUGCAAGUGGAUUGGCUUGCCAAAAAUGAUUUUGCAAAGCCAUCAGAGGAUAUGAAUAUAAAGUAUUUGGAAUAUAAAAUAAGGUUGGAAGAAAGCAGUCUUAUACAACAAUAUCCAUUAGAGCAUAUGAUUAUAAAGGAUCCCUCAUCAAUUGUAAAACAAGGAUGGGAAGCCUUUAGAUCAGUUUAUUUUGACAAACAAAAUAUAAAGCUUGAUGUUAAUAGGUUUAGGCCAAUAUUGCAAAAAGCUCUUGAGUUAUUGCAUCAAUAGGAUAUGAUUUUUGACGUAAUUAGUUGGAUUCUUUAGGUUGUCAUGGUUAUAAUCAGACCAGAUCUCUGUAAUUUAUUUAUGUUUUUAUAAGUAGCAUACAGAGUAUUUGUGUUUCUACUGAUGGACUUUUAGGCAUGGUUUUGGGCCAUCUUGCAAAUAACAAACAGUUUAGGUUACUGUGUUUUUUAUUUUUUAUAUUGAAACAUUUAGGUUACUGUGUUUGA
This is a messenger RNA of Trifolium pratense (red clover), 2018 nucleotides long. RefSeq names its product alpha-1,3-arabinosyltransferase XAT2-like. Gene Ontology annotation, molecular function: glycosyltransferase activity. Lineage: Eukaryota; Viridiplantae; Streptophyta; Magnoliopsida; Fabales; Fabaceae. The transcript is spliced from 6 exons. The record is from RefSeq and is a predicted model, not a curated record. The coding region runs from base 199 to 1794 and encodes 531 amino acids.